This is a messenger RNA of Ziziphus jujuba (common jujube), 2546 nucleotides long. Its product is annotated as QWRF motif-containing protein 3. Gene Ontology annotation, molecular function: microtubule binding. Gene Ontology annotation, cellular component: nuclear microtubule; cytoplasm; centrosome. Gene Ontology annotation, biological process: centrosome cycle; spindle assembly. The coding region runs from base 484 to 2169 and encodes 561 amino acids. The record is from RefSeq and is a predicted model, not a curated record. The transcript has 6 exons. Lineage: Eukaryota; Viridiplantae; Streptophyta; Magnoliopsida; Rosales; Rhamnaceae.
UCUCACUCUCUCUAAGUGCCGGCGCAGUGGAAUUAUCAGCCGAAUCUUCACUAAAACACACUGCAUCAUCAAUCAUCAUCUAGUUUUGGUGUCUCCUACUCCCCAACGCCUCUUUGAUCAUCCCCUAAACAAAUAUUCUCUCUCUCUCUCUCUCUCUCUCUCUCUCUCUCUCUCUCUCUCUCUCUCUCUCCCAUCCCAUGAAUCUCUGAAUCAGUAAAACCGAACCAGUCCACCACCAACGACAUUGCACUAAUCUUCCUUAUCCUUCCCCAAUAUAAUCAGCAAAAAUAAAAACCUUUUUGUCGUGCCGGCUUACAAUAUAGUAUUCCCACACCAUUCCCAAUUGUGUUUUUGUUUUGCGUUUUAUCUUUUUUCAAAAAUCAAAUCCUAAAAAACCCCUUCUCUGUUCUUUGCUUGCUCUGUUUAACUUCCUCUCUCUCUCUCUCUCUCUCUCUCUCUUCUCACACAAACACAUAACAGACAAUGAAGAAUGACAACGUUGGAGACCAAUCUGUAAAGAACCGAAAACCCAAGUCCCGCGAAGUGAAUUCCCGGUUUCUGUCUCCGACAUCAACUUCGUCGCUUGAAAUCGGAAACCCAUCUCCGACUCAAGGUCUUUCACCGGACCGGCGAAAACCAGGAUCGUCUUUUACCGAUAUGAGAAGGAUUCGGAGCGGUCAGCUCGAUGACUCGGGCUCUGUACGUGGACUUUGGCCUUCAUCAACUACUACUACUUCUUCUUCUUCAACUAGGAAAUUGGAUACUUUGGCAGAUUUUCUGGGUAAUGAGAGGCUAAACGAUCUUCUCGACCGUAAAAACUCUCUUUUCGAUAGGCAAAGAAGUUGCAGAGAAUUUAGUAGUAAGCUCGAGAAUGAUAAAGAGAGCGCCAAAGAAAAUCACAGACCCGGUUUUGGAGGGUCGAUGAGAUAUUCGGGAAAAUUACGUUUUCCUGGAAAAUCAUCAUCUUCUACUUCUUCUUCAUCGUCCUCGAGUAAGUUAGAAAACAGUUCAAGCAUAGUUCCUGGGAGAUUAUCUGUGGAUUCAAAUGCUCUUUAUCAGAAAUUGUCACGGAGAAACUCGGAUUGUUUUACCGAUGUUCUGGAUUCGGGAUCGGAAUGCAGCGAUGCUUGUUCCAGUACUGAUUUUCAAGCAAUAGGAAAGAAUUCAAAACCGAGCUCGAGAAAAACAGGUGUGGAGGUUUCUUCAAAAUAUAUGAAUGACAUACAAACAAGAGUUAGAAGAGGGACUUCUGAUUCCAAUAUCCAAAUUCCAAUAUCCUCUGAUAAUUCUCCGAAGUUGGGAAAAUUUUCUAUAAAAAAUGCGAUCAAACGGUCUAGUUCUGUUAAAGGAUAUGGAAGCUCCAAUACUCAGUGGGCGUUAUCGCCGGGGAGAUCAGGGUCUCCACCUAUCUCUGUUGAAAAUAAAGCGAAACCAUUGUCGUUUUCGAGCCUCAAGCCUCCUACUAGUCCUUCAAGAACCAAAGGGGUGGAGAAAUUGCUCAACUUGGGAUUGGAAUUAUUCAAGAGCAAGAAAUCCUCUUCGUCGAAUUCGUUGUCUGUAGGAUCAACUACUGUGACAACAGAGGCCGGUCAUCAACUUCGGUUGCUUCAUAACCGAUUAAUGCAGUGGCGUUAUGCAAAUGCAAAAGCUGCUUCUGUUAAUGCAAACAUAGUCAAUCAUAUAGAGAACAACUUGUUAUGUGCUUGUGAUGGUCUGACAAAGUUGCAACAGUCCGUGGUUUAUAAAAAGCUACAGCUAGAGAAAGAAAAGCUAGUGAUGAAGCUAAACUUUAUACUUCAUUCUCAACUUAAACCAUUGGAAGCCUGGGGAGAUAUGGAAAGGAAUCAUUUGGCUGCGGUUUCCAUGACCAAAGAGUGUUUACAUUCAGUUGUCUGCAGGGUUCCCCUGAUUGAUGGUGCAAAGAUCAACCUUCAAUCAACUUCCAUCUCACUCCGGCAUGCUUCAGAUCUUACAUCUUCCAUUAACUCAAUGUUGGACACUGUUUCGCCUUCGGCAGAGAAGAAUGUUUUAUUGCUAUCAGAAUUAGCAGAUGUGGUUGCACAAGAAAAAUUGCUUCUAGAGGAGUCCCUUGAACUUCUCAGAACCAUAUCCAUCCUAGAGAUUCAAGAAAGAAGUUUGAAGUCCAGUAUUAUUCAAAUGGAGUUGUGAAAGCAAGGACAACAAAUGAAUAGAGCGAAGUCUUGAUUCUGAUUUUUGUUACAAGCGUAUAGUUUAGUUACUUAGGCCAAUUUGCUAAAUGUCUAGUAGAGGAUAAAAGAUGAGAUAUAGAUUCAUAAUUUUGCCCAUUUUAGUGUAUAUGUUAUGUAAUAAGCCUCUUCAUCAAAGCAAUAAUUUUUUUUUUCUUUUUCUCUUUUUGACAGAAGAUUCAAAUUUUGUUUCUUUCUUUCUGCUGAACCAAAAGUUGUGCUUGGUAAAAAAAAUUCAUUUUGGGAUGUUCUGUACCAUGUAUGAUAAACGACAUACUUUGAACUGUUUAUUGUUUGACACAGGCGUUGUGAAAAUGAAAAUGUAGUCAAUUAACUUCA